Desarmillaria tabescens is the source of this 1527-nucleotide messenger RNA. RefSeq names its product FAD dependent oxidoreductase. The transcript has 11 exons. Lineage: Eukaryota; Fungi; Basidiomycota; Agaricomycetes; Agaricales; Physalacriaceae. Gene Ontology annotation, molecular function: D-amino-acid oxidase activity; FAD binding. The coding region runs from base 322 to 1527 and encodes 401 amino acids. The record is from RefSeq and is a predicted model, not a curated record. Gene Ontology annotation, biological process: D-amino acid catabolic process. Gene Ontology annotation, cellular component: cytoplasm.
CGCAAAUGUCGAAUUGGAAUAGUUUUCUCCCUUUUGGAUGGCCAGAUCUUCAAAGGUCUUCAAUCCCGGAAGCUUGUGCAUGUCAGUAGUAAGUAUCGGGGGUCUAAGAAAUCUAACCAGAGACUGUGAUCUGUCAGUGACGGGUUGUUGAAUCCUCCGAGCAGAGGAAGAUCCACCGGUCGUGACGCGUUUCAAAGGCAAAUGCUUGGAAUGUGACAAAGAAUGCGGAAUACUAGUCUGGCUGGAGAAGGGUAAGGAGCGUUAUGCAGCGCGUUUAUCUGUUAUAAAAGCCACCAUCAUAAAUGUAUAACCAGUCUAACAAUGGCCAUUUCUUCGCCUGCCUACAUUUUGUCCUCCAAGAAAGGUGUCAGCGCCUGCCUUGACCUCUCUUUGAACGUCAUUAAGCCGCCUCCUAAUGGAAAGCGCGUCCUUAUUGUUGGUGGUGGUGUCACCGGUCUGACGACUGCCUGGGUUUUGAUCGAUGCCGGAUACGACGUGACUGUCGUCUCAGAGCAGUGGGCACCAGCCACCCCGCGUAUCACUUCUCAAAUUGCUGGAGCGUUGUGGGAGUAUCCUCCAGCUGUUUGCGGAAGCCACAUUGACGUGCAUUCACUGGCGUCUUCCAAGGGAUGGUCGUUGACGUCCUACCAUAUUUUCGAACAGCUGAGCAAGACCUUGCCUGCUAUGUGCGAGAUUAAGGCCUCGUCCAUCAAGGGAUUUGUUAGGGACCCAGACUUGAUCUUAAAACAUGAUGUCAACCAGGAUGCCGGUGUUGUAGAUGCGUACUCUCAUUUGGCACCCGUGAUCGACACGGACGCAUACAUGGUGUGGCUUCGCGACCUGGUGGAAAAAAAGGGAGCCAAAUAUGUGACCCGACGCAUCGACGGAGACCUACUGGAUUCUGAGGUCGAGCUGCUCCGGACCUACGGUGCCAUGGCUAUUGUCAACGCAACAGGUCUCCGUUCUAUUGAGGCUGCAAACGACAAAGCCUGUUAUCCCUUGCGUGGUGCUUUGAUACGUGUUGUUAACGACGGAAAGCGGUUCCCCAAGGUUAACGAAGCCUUAGUGGUGACACACGACGACAGGCUUGGUACUGACGUCGAAGACAUUGUCUUUAUUGUACCCCGCAACGAAAAGGUUCUCAUUCUCGGUGGUAUCGCUCAGCCCCAUAAAUCGGAGUUGACCUUGACUAUGGAUUCUCCUGAGAUCGGGCGCAUGCGUCAGCGUUGCAACCAAUUUGUCCCCGGGCUCGAGAAGGCGGAGUACGACCCAGAAGCGCCUCUCGUUCAAGGCCUUCGACCGUUUCGUGUUGGGAACGUCCGUGUUGAGCGUGAGCUCCGGCCCAGCAAGACGAGCGAUGGAGUGAGUCGUAUUGUCCAUUCAUAUGGGCAAGGAGGGUCUGGAUUCUCGUUCUCCUUUGGGUGCGCGAUUGAAGUGUUGAACUUGAUUGACCAUGUCGCUGAAGUUGCGGCCGCCGAAUUGAGGAUGGCCGUAGAGUCUGGCGACAUCGUGCAGAGCAAGCUGUGA